AUGCUCUCGUCCCGGUUCCUCCCCUUUGCUGCUUCUCCGCCCAAACGAUUUCUCUUGUCGGUCGCUCCCUUUAGGUCCAUGUCUUCUCGCCAGCAGCCGCCCUGGCGGCAACCACCCACCAGUGCGGAUGCGCAACUGCCUGCAUUGAAGGUGUGGAACUCCUUGACCAAGUCCAAGACACCGUUCGUCCCGAUCGACCCUGCAGGAAAGAAGGUGGUGUGGUACGCUUGCGGACCGACUGUCUACGACGACGCGCAUUUGGGACACGCCCGCAACUAUGUUAGCACCGAUAUCAUUCGCCGAAUUAUGCGCGACUACUUCAAGUUCGAUGUCAACUUUGUGAUGAACAUUACCGAUGUUGACGACAAGAUCAUCCUUCGCGCCAGACAACAACACCUGUUCAACGAGUUUGUCGCCACAAGCCCUACGGUUACCCCCGAAGUCCUCGAUACCGUGAAGCUCGCUUUCGCCGCGUACAUUAAGAAGAACCUGCCCUUGCUCGAUGCCGCGCUUGCGCCAUCCCAGUACCAGAAAGAAGUUGAGAAGACGUACGCGGCUAUUUUGAACGGCGGUGCUCUGCCCGGAAAUGAGAAGGCCGGCGACGAUGAGGCCAAGGUCAAGAUGCAUAUCAAGACCGCCGCCUCGGCCGCCAAGGUCAUUGCGCAGGCUGAAGCUCGCAACGAAAAGAGUGCCGACCCUGCUGCUUUCGCCGAAACAUUCUACACCGAUGCGCAAGAUCUUAUUCUUCCAUACUUGGACGCCCUGAAGGGCGCAUCUGUCGACGCAGACGACCACAGUAUCUUCACUAAACUUACAAAGAGAUACGAGGAGCGCUUCCUCAAUGACAUGCGGGAUCUGAACGUUCUCGACCCCACCGAGUUGACCCGCGUGACGGAGUACGGUGACGAGAUUGCGGCUUUCGUUGAGCGCAUUGUGAAAAACAACUUUGGAUACGCCACGAAAGAUGGAUCUGUCUACUUCGACAUUAAUGCUUUCGAGGCCGCAGGCCACCCCUACGCUCGCCUGGAGCCGUGGAGUCGGUCUGACAACAAGUUGGCCGCUGAGGGAGAAGGAUCUCUGGCUAGCAAGACUACUGAGAAGCGCGGUAACUCUGACUUUGCUCUUUGGAAGUCUUCGAAGCCAGGUGAGCCCAGCUGGUCUAGCUCCUGGGGCAGGGGUCGCCCUGGAUGGCACAUUGAGUGCUCGGCGAUGGCAUCAGCCCGCCUGGGUAAGCAGAUGGAUAUUCACUCCGGUGGUAUUGACCUUGCUUUCCCUCACCACGAUAAUGAGCUGGCUCAAAGUGAGGCAUACUGGCACGAUGGUCACAAGCAUGACUCCCACGAGCAGUGGGUGAACUACUUCCUUCACAUGGGCCACCUGUCUAUCCAAGGAUCCAAGAUGUCCAAGUCUCUGAAGAACUUCACCACCAUUCGGGAGGCACUUGAUCGCAAGGAUUGGACCCCAAGAAGCUUGCGUAUUGUUUUCCUUCUUGGUGGUUGGAAGGAAGGCGUUGAGAUCACCGAUGAUCUCGUGGCCUUUGGCAGCUCCUGGGAGGAGAAGGUGAACAACUUCUUCCUCAAGGCUAAGGACCCGGCCGCUUUCCAAUCUUCAGGUACAGACACCACCUUCGCCGCCGAUCUGGAGGCCACCAAGAAGGCUGUCAAUGAGCAACUCUGCGAUUCGUUCAACACCCCUGCUGUUAUGCAGUCUAUCUCGGAGCUCAUCUCCAAGUUCAACAUUGUCGACAAGGCCAGCGUGCCCGGUAAGGACCUCCAGGCUGCUGCCCAGUGGGUCACCUCGAUGGUGAACAUCUUUGGUCUGAAUGGUGUUGCUUCGGCCGACAGCUCUGAAAUCGGCUGGUCGGGCAUCGAUGUGCCCGUCGAGGCCAAGCCUUACCUCUACCCUCUCGCAGCUAUGCGUGACACUCUGCGUGAGGCCGCACGCUCCAAGGAUGGUAUCUCUGCAAAGGAUCUCGAGGAGGCAGUCGCUCGUACAUCCGCACCACAGGAAGCUUCCGACUCCGCGAAGCCAUACGCCGAUAUCUAUGAGAACUUCCGCAACAAGGUUGCAUCACUAGAGUCCUCUCAGUCCAUUAGCAAGGACAUUCUCUCCCUGUGCGACCGUGUCCGUGACAUCGACCUCUUCGGCGUUGGCGUCUACCUUGAGGAUCGGGAAAACCAGCCCGCUCUUGUUCGCCCCGUCACCCAGGAGAUGAUCAAGGCCCGGGCCGAGAAGGAAGCCAAGGCCAGCCAGAAGCAGGCGGAAAAGAAGAAGCAGGAGCAGGAGGCCCUGAAGCGGGCCGAGAAGGGCAAGUUAAGCCACCUGGAGAUGUUCCGCACCAAUGAAUACAGCGCCUGGGACGAGGAUGGCAUCCCACUUCGCGAUGCUGCCGGCGAGGAGAUCACCAAGAGCCGGGGCAAGAAGCUGCGCAAGGACUGGACGAGCCAGAAGAAGGCCCACGAGGCCUGGUUGGCUACUCAAGCCAAAUGA
This is a messenger RNA of Penicillium olsonii, 2490 nucleotides long. The record is from the annotation of a GenBank genome assembly. NCBI's taxonomy places the organism in Eukaryota, Fungi, Ascomycota, Eurotiomycetes, Eurotiales, Aspergillaceae.